Messenger RNA from Orbicella faveolata, 1001 nucleotides. RefSeq names its product AP-1 complex subunit sigma-2-like. Gene Ontology annotation, molecular function: clathrin-cargo adaptor activity. The record is from RefSeq and is a predicted model, not a curated record. Gene Ontology annotation, cellular component: membrane coat; AP-1 adaptor complex. Gene Ontology annotation, biological process: intracellular protein transport; vesicle-mediated transport. Lineage: Eukaryota; Metazoa; Cnidaria; Anthozoa; Scleractinia; Merulinidae.
AAAGAUGACAACGAACUUCUCACACUGGAAAUAAUCCACAGAUAUGUUGAACUUCUUGACAAGUAUUUUGGCAGUGUAUGUGAGUUAGACAUCAUUUUCAACUUUGAGAAGGCAUAUUUUAUGCUGGAUGAGCUGAUACUUGGUGGAGAGAUUCAAGAAACAAGCAAGAAAAAUGUUCUGAAGGCAAUUUCAGCUCAAGAUCUCCUUCAGGAGGAAGGGGAGCUGCAGCGUACUCUGGAAGAAAUGGGGCUGUCGUAAUUACAAGAUGAAGGAAAGAGAGAUCUCUAUCAUCAACUUAGGAAUCUCCUUUAGUUAUUUUUUCAAAUUUACUCCUUAGUUUGAGAGGAUAGUGCAGGGACAACGUGAAAUAAUGAAAUCACUGUAUUCAAGCUUUAUCGUGACAGCAUAAGGAAUUCAUAAAAAGCUAUCAGUUUCUUUUCGGUUAGGAGAAAAGACUCCUCUUUGUGCAUGGUCUUCUAGUUGUCUUUUCUGCCUGUCUUUUUCAGCUGUCCCAUUUCAACCGGGCUACAACCCGAACUUGGAAUAAGCGCGUUCGCCUGAGCUAUGCAGUAAGAACAUUUUAAGAUUAACAUGUUGUUAACCUCUCCAGAUAGCAAAGAAACCUGUUCCUCAGUCCUGGGUCCCGUUUCUCGAAGGUCCCGAAAAGUUUUCGCACCCGGAAAGCCGUAACAAAAUCUCAGACCUUAUGAUUACAGAGCUGUUUAAUUCAGAUAUUCUCAGUCUAAACAGAGGUUCCAUUCCGUACAAGAAGUUUCAGGCGUAUACACCUCUCUGUCUUUAAAUACCGAUUGACUAAAAGUGGCUUCUCGGGCCCAAAAAGUUUCCGGGACUUUCGAGAAACAGGCCCCUGGUUUGAUUCAAGAUUGAUCUAAUCACAAAUAUUUGGUAUAAAGUAAAGUAUAGCCUAUGUGAACGUUAUAAAGCUGUUCUUAUUAUGUUUAGUAUCAGUAUGCUUGUCUAUUAAAGCAAAGUGAAAUAGA